Acanthosepion pharaonis is the source of this 2373-nucleotide messenger RNA. The record is from the annotation of a GenBank genome assembly. NCBI's taxonomy places the organism in Eukaryota, Metazoa, Mollusca, Cephalopoda, Sepiida, Sepiidae.
AUGUCUUUACCGCCGCGGCAACCUAUAGGAAUGCCUCCUAUGGUUCCCGGUAUGAUGACACAGGGCUAUACUACUUUCCCAACAAUGGGUAUGGUAUCUGUUAGCCCGAUGGGAUUAAUACCGCCGGUAAUACGACCGAUUGUGACGACGAGUUCAACAGCAACUCCCACAAUAACUCCAAACAAACCAAAAAAGCAGGAAAAACAGGUAAACGACAAUAAUAAGAAAAAAGAAAAGCCACCAGUCACGACAGUGUUUGUGGGAAAUAUAAGCGACCGGGCCCCCGACACUAUGAUCGGACUGAUGCUACAGAAAUGUGGAGAUGUACUUAGUUGGAAACGAGUUCAAGGUGCGUCAGGCAAAAUGCAAGCUUUCGGAUUUUGUGAGUAUGAAGAUCCCGAAGCAACGUUACGAUGUAUCAGGCUUUUAAACGAUUUCGAAAUUGCAGAUAAAAAGUUGGUGGUGAAAGUCGACGCGAAAACAAAGACUUUGCUAGAUGAUUACGAGAAAAAGAAAAAAGAUGCUAAAAACGAGGAGAAAAACGGCGAGAAAGAAGGUAAGUCGGAAGGAGACGACGGCGAGGAAAGUACGGAAGCCGCUAAUGACAAUGAUCUGGACGAAGUAACCAAGCGCGAAGACCGACUCACUAAGGCUGGACUGGAUGCUAUAAUCAGGGAGUUUGCUGAUGAUUUAGCUAAGGAGCCCCCUGUGGAGAAAGAGAAAGAUGCUAAAGGUAUGCACAGAAAAAACCGGGAGGAGAAAAUACAGGCUGAUAAAGGCCUAGACGAUAUGGAACUGGAAGAGGACACAAAAAAUAUCAUCAACAGAGAAAUCAAAAGUUUUAGAGAUCUCCAUAAAGAUGAGGAAGUGAAUGAUAAAGAAAACAGGAACAGAGAAAGUCUGUCUCAGGCAAGUAGCAGGCGACGCCACGAUGAGGCCCGAGCUCGAAAGGAUAAAGUUCACAAGGGAAAAGUGUUCCAAAGAGAGCGCAGUCUCUCCAGGAGUUCAUCUCGGUCCAGAUCUCGCUCUAAAUCCAGGUCCAGAUCACGAAGAGAUAAGUCGCGGGAAAGAUCCAGAGAGAAAUCUCGUGAUCGAUCCAGAGAGAGAUCUAAGGAGAGGGACCGCAGAGCCCGAGGUCGAGAUUUUGAGGAAGAAGAAGAGGCUCUGGAGAGGCGCAAAAUGGAGAAGAAAUUUCGUGAGAAAGAAGCAGCUUAUCAGGAAAGGUUAAAAAAUUGGAUGGUGCGUGAGAAGAAACGUCAAAGGGAAUACGAAAAAGAGAAAGAACGGGAAUUAGCGCGCAAAGCUGAAGAAGCUAAAGAAGCGAGACGUCUAAAGGAAUUCUUGGAGGACUAUGAUGAUCUUCGUGAUGAUCCCAAGUUUUACAAGGGUAGCGCAUUGGCCAGGCGUCUCAGUGAGAGAGAAGUUGAGAAGCAGUUGGAUGCCCGUGACAGACAAAAAGAAAAAGAAGAAUUGGAAGAAAUUAGGCUAAGACUGUUGCAGGCUGGAAAUGAAGAUGCUGAAGCUGAAAUUGCUAAAAUGGAGCAAGAAAGAGAUGAACACUUAAAACCUCGAUUGCAUUUACUGCCUGCAUCUCCUUCUCCCGUAAAGAAACCACGAACACCUCCUCUUCCAAGCCCCAGGACUGAGGAUAAUGAAUUGACAGAUCAAUCUCAAAUCUCCCCGCCCAAAAUGCAACCCACAUUGAAACCAGUUGAAAUCGUCCCUUCCAUUGCUAACAAUUCCAGGAGCCCCACUGGCACCAUGGAAAGGAACCUUCACAAAAACUCUGACAAUAAUGCAGAAGCAAAUGUUGGACCAAAUCUCAAAGAUGAGCCUGCCAAAAUUGGUUUUAGCUCCAUAAAGCUUGGCAGCUCAUCGGACAGUCCAAGCGAGUCUACCUCUUUCAAAAAAAAAAAGAUUACUGUUGGGGAUGUCUUCAGUCAAGACGACGAUGGUGCUGAGCCUGUGAAAAAACGCAAGCUUGUGCCCUUGGAUUAUGAUGAAGAAAAGCCUGAAAAGAAAGCAACAACUGCUGAAGAGAAAAGGCAGUUAAUCAAGAAACUCAUUGAGCAGAUUCCUACAGGAAAGGAGGAGUUGUUCUCAUAUCACUUGGACUGGAACACAGUGGACCAAACACUCAUGAAUAAGCGUAUUCGACCCUGGGUUAAUAAGAAAAUUGUUGACUAUAUUGGUGAAGAAGAACCCACUCUUACUGACUUUAUCUGCCAAAAAGUUAUCGGUCGUAGCUCUCCACAAAGCAUCUUAAACGACGUCGCCAUGGUUCUUGAUGAAGAAGCUGAGGUGUUUGUCGUGAAGAUGUGGAGGUUGCUUAUUUACGAAACUGAAGCAAAGAAAGCAGGACUAGUGAAAUAA